Dryobates pubescens (Downy woodpecker) is the source of this 1056-nucleotide messenger RNA. It is a transcript of the gene SUMF1, whose product is annotated as sulfatase modifying factor 1. Bases 7 to 1053 code for a protein of 348 amino acids. The transcript has 9 exons. The record is from RefSeq and is a predicted model, not a curated record. Lineage: Eukaryota; Metazoa; Chordata; Aves; Piciformes; Picidae. Gene Ontology annotation, cellular component: endoplasmic reticulum.
GCCAACAUGGCUGCGCCCGCAGCGCCCCCGGCCCGCCCGGCCUGCUGCCUCCUUUUCCUCUUGCUGCUGCCGGGGCUGGCGGCUCCCGGCGGGGACUGCGGCUGCAGCGCUAACCGUGACGGCGACGGGCGGGAGGCGGCGGCGCGGCGGUACUCGGCGGCGGCAGCGGGCCUCGGAAGGAGCGCUGUGCGCAGGCCGAUGGUUCCUGUUCCAGGGGGAGUGUUCACAAUGGGCACUGAUGAGCCUGAAAUACAGCAGGAUGGGGAGUGGCCUGCUAGGAGAGUCCACCUGAGGAGCUUCUACAUGGAUCAGUAUGAGGUCAGCAAUGAAGACUUUGAGGCAUUUGUCAACUCCACUGGCUACAUCACUGAGGCAGAGAAGUUUGGUGAUUCCUUUGUGUUUGAGGGAAUGCUGAGUGAAGAGGUGAAGGCUGACAUCCACCAGGCAGUUGCUGCUGCUCCUUGGUGGCUGCCUGUGAAGGGAGCCAACUGGAAGCACCCUGAGGGCCCUGACUCUAGUAUCUCCAACAGGAUGGACCAUCCAGUUCUUCAUGUCUCCUGGAACGAUGCUGUGGCAUUCUGCACGUGGGCAGGGAAGCGACUGCCCACGGAGGCCGAGUGGGAGUACAGCUGCCGAGGGGGCCUGGAGAACAGGCUUUUCCCAUGGGGCAACAAGCUUCAGCCAAAAGGUCAACAUUAUGCCAACAUCUGGCAGGGAGUCUUCCCAACCAACAACACUGCAGAAGAUGGCUACAAAGGGACUGCACCUGUCACUGCCUUUCCUCCCAACGCCUAUGGCUUGUACAACAUUGUGGGCAAUGCCUGGGAGUGGACAUCAGACUGGUGGGCUGUCCAUCACUCCACACAGGAACUUCACAACCCUAAAGGACCUGCCUCAGGGACAGACAGAGUGAAGAAGGGAGGGUCCUACAUGUGCCACAAGGCUUACUGCUACCGGUACCGCUGCGCCGCCCGCAGCCAGAACACUCCCGACAGCUCUGCCUCCAACCUGGGCUUCCGCUGCGCAGCAGACUCCCUGCCAGGGCUACCCUGAGCA